Brenthis ino (lesser marbled fritillary) is the source of this 1896-nucleotide messenger RNA. Lineage: Eukaryota; Metazoa; Arthropoda; Insecta; Lepidoptera; Nymphalidae. The record is from the annotation of a GenBank genome assembly.
AUGCGCAUGUUUGUUGAUAUGCCAUAUGAUCGGAAACUGAUGUUUGGUCAGUUCCUAGACAUAGUGAUAGAUUUUGGCAGCUCGUGUUACGAUCAUCAGCGCGUGUACACGUACAUACAGUCGAGGUUCUACCGCGCGCCCGAGGUUAUGAUGGGGGCGAAGUACGGCAUGCCAAUUGAUAUGUGGUCGCUCGGGUGUAUAUUGGCGGAACUACUUACAGGUUUCCCAUUAUUACCCGGCGAAGAUGAGGCGGACCAAAUGGCGUGCAUCAUAGAAUUAUUGGGAAUGCCGCCCCAGAGGCUCAUAGAACAGGGAAAGCGGUCGAAAAAUUUUAUAAGUAGUAAAGGAUUACCGCGAUACUGCACGGCUACCACGCUACCUGACGGUACCACAGUGCUAAGUGGUGGAAUGUCAAGGAGAGGCAAGCCGCGCGGUCUUCCCGGCUCUAAAACUUUCGUGACGGCGCUCAAAGGUUGCCAGGACAAAUACUUUAUCGACUUUAUUAGACGAUGCCUAGAAUGGGAGCCAGAGAAGCGCCUAACGCCCGCCCAGGCACUCCGCCACGCGUGGCUGCGCCGCCGGCUGCCGCGCCCCCCGCACGACGAGGACCCUUCCCCCGCGCCCCACCCCCACCCGCACCCCGCACCCGCCAACUCCAGCGGCGGGUCCGGGUGCGGCGCGGGCGGGCGCGGCGGCUCGCUGCGCACUCCACUCGCGCGCACUCCGGUCACAUUCAACGCAUCGCAAGUCGCUAAAGCGAAACUUCAAGCCGCACUUUCUGAGGAGAGCGGUGGUAUGAGCGGGUCAGCGGGGGGUGUCGGGGGAGUGGGGGGUGUUGGGGGCGCGGGGGGCCGGUGUCAUCUCUGGAAGCACCGCGUCGCGCGGGCGUGGUCGGCGCGCGGCUCGAGCUGGAGCGUCGCAGCCUCGACCUCGAGCGCGAGCUGCGCGCCGACCGCGACUCCGACGCCUCGCUCGACGACCGCGACCACCUCGUCUGACGCCCCCGACACCCCCCGCACCCCCGACACCCCCCACAUCCCCCACACCCCCCGGCACAGGGACGCCCCCCACCGCGCCUUGCAAGAUAUCGUGCGUGACUUCAACGCGCGAUGCGCCGUCAUAGCAAACAUCUCUUCGGAUAUCAUCACUACCAACAUACAAGCCUUUCAAGCCAAUGACCAUAGGAAAGUGAAUACGAUUGAGUGCACACACGAGUGUAGCAAUCGUAGGGACAGCCUCGAAAAUGAACCUAGUUGUAGUUGGGCUAAUGUGAGCAGCAAAGAUGGUGGACGACAUCAUACACGUCGAGUACAAUAUGAAAAUAUUCUCAAAUGCUCCGAAAUGCACGAUCUAAGCUGGAACCGAGCUAACUUAUUGGCUUAUCAAAGAAAUAUCGCAAAUAAUCAAGCUAUGGCCAGUUCGACCAGUGUGAAUGCGAUUAGUGUCGUCCACACUCCGCGUACAGAUAGCAGAAAAAGUUAUAUGAGCGAUAUUGGUAAUGUAUCGCAUUGUAAGUUUGAAGGGAAUCUGUACAAACGAAAUGAGCCGCAUGGUUCUAGCUGGAGUCUUUCUAAUAUAAACGUGAGAAACGUUCCCAUCCACAACGAAGCCAACUACCCACACUACGAAAAUAUUAGAAGAAAAUCAGAAGACAACAUCAGAAAAUACAAUCCCUAUUCCGGCCCAAGUACUUCUAAAGUACCUUUCAAUGUGCAUUUAGAUGCUAUCUGUACUCAGCCACGUGAAAGUAAUCAUAUGUCAAUGCGAUAUAAUGAUGUGAAAAAUAAUGGUCAGGCGAAAAAUAGUGUUGUACAUUGGACUAACUCUGUUGAGAAUAGAGUGUGUUGUCCGGAAACGGUUUUAUACGGCGCGGUGUAUGGACUUAAGUGCUUAAAA